AUGCGGGGGAGGGACCUUCAGAGUGCGUGCAGAAGGGCGCUCCUGCUGAUCAUCUGUCUGGUGUCCCUCUGUGGACAGCUGAGCAGUGCCUCGUCACACAGAAGCCACAUAGUGCACGUGAAGGCGGGCACCUGUGAGGUCAUCGCAGCCCAUCGCUGCUGCAACAAGAACAAGAUCGAGGAGCGAUCCCAGACCGUCAAAUGUUCCUGCUUCCCAGGACAAGUGGCGGGAACAACGCGAGCUGCGCCAUCUUGUGUGGACGCCUCCAUCGUGGCCCAGAAGUGGUGGUGUCAGAUGAGUCCCUGCAUGGACGGGGAGGAGUGCAAGGUGCUGCCCGACCAGAAGGGCUGGAGCUGCAGCACCGGGAACAAAGUCAAGACCACCAAGGUCACCCGAUAGUCUUGUGUUUCCUGACAUCCUCGGCUUGGACCUCUUCCUUCUCCUUGUCCUCUCCACAUGCUUCCUGGACAAUAAUGCAUUUUGACAAUGCGGGAACCUUGGGACCGAUGAG
Messenger RNA from Gadus chalcogrammus (walleye pollock), 511 nucleotides. It is a transcript of the gene tafa3a, whose product is annotated as TAFA chemokine like family member 3a. Bases 1 to 399 code for a protein of 132 amino acids. Lineage: Eukaryota; Metazoa; Chordata; Actinopteri; Gadiformes; Gadidae. Gene Ontology annotation, molecular function: receptor ligand activity. The record is from RefSeq and is a predicted model, not a curated record. The transcript has 4 exons.